AAUCCCAAAAAACAACAAAAAACGAUCGCGUGAAAUUGUGAAAUACAUUUUUGGCUAUAUAAUAUCUGACAUGAUUGCGAUUAAAAAUCCACAAAGUGAACAAAUCAAAAGGCCUAUAGUCAUUGCAAAAAGGAACAAAUAACCCCCCUAAAAAACGGGGUAAAAUAAAAGUGGAAACUAGUUAGAAAGUGAAUAAAUUUCAACAAAAUUUUGAAGCCAAGGAAAUGGCGUGUGGUCUGAGGAUUAUAUCUCUGCUGCUGCUGUCGAUUUCCAUCGAUGCAUUGCCCACAUAUCAUCUCAAUCAGAGCUGCCCGUACCAAAGCCAAUGCGAUCCUUCGAUCAAUUGGCAGCACAUCCGCCGACUGGAGAGCUACGUGCGCAGAGAUGUGGAUCCCUGUGUGGAUUUCUAUGCCUAUGCCUGUGGCAAUUGGCGGCGCAUCCAUAGUGAAGGCGGCACAGCCACAACCAUAAGUGAGGCACAAAUCAACCAGCGAUUUGAGGACUUGUUUCUGCGCCUCCUGCAAGAUCCCCUGGCUCAGGAACACGGAUACCCCAUGCAACAGAAGCUGUUGACCCACUAUCAAAGCUGCACGGCGUUGACGAGCCCCAAUUUGAGGCGGUAUCUGCAGCUAUUGCCUCCCCUACCCCCGCUGAAUGCCUCCCACUGGAUGGAGCUGGUCUCCAUCCUGGGACGCUAUGGAUAUCACGAUCACUUUGUGCAGAUCGAAGUGCGGCACCACAACAUCAGCCAGCACAUGAUCUUCAUACAGCCGCACAAUCACAAUCAGAAUCUGGAUCUCACGCGGGAAAUCUACGAUGCUCUGCCACACAAUGGGAUUGGAUUUGCUCAGCUCAAGGAAAUGUUUUCCGUACUGGAAUCUCAUCUCAACAGGCUGGCAAAGCCCAACAUUACGGAUGAUAGUUUUCACAACUUAACGCUGGAGCAGAUUCGCAGGACGGUCCCAGAAUUGGAUUGGCUAGGCGCCCUCAAGCGACAGUUGAAUCGUUCAUCGGUGAACGCGGAUCACUCGUUCCAGGUGGACGAGCUAUCGGCCAUCAGGCAGGUGAUAUUGUACCUCAAUCGGCAGGACAGACGGCUGCUGAAUCUGUACAGUCUGGCGAGAUUUCUCAGCCAUCUGCUGCAGCUGCCGCACAAUCCAUUGGAGAGCCUGUCAUCCGCUUUGAUGUCAUCGAAAUCCCUGUCCAUCGCCUGCAUACGUCACAUGCGUAGGACCCUCUAUCUGCCCAUGAUUUAUGCCUACGAAAGGGUGUACUACGCACAGCAGCGACCAUCCGAUGAACGUGUCAUCCACAGUGUCUUCACAGAGCUCAAGGAUCAACUAGUGCAGACGCUCGAUCAGAAUAACUUCAAUCUAGACCGAGGACUGGUGAAGGCGCUGCAGACAAAGGUCCUGGGCAUGCGGUUGAAUGUGGGAAAUGUCCCCCGCAAUGUCACGGAGGAUUUCUUCUGGGCCACCGACAGAAACUGGAAGGUGGGCCACGACUUCCACGAGAAUCAUUUGAACAGCCUGCUCUACUACUAUUCGCUGACGGCCGAGCUGGAGGGCAAUCCCGACGCCACAGAGAAGGCUUUAUGGUAUAGCUUCAACAACCACUCGCCCGAUCUCACGGACAACAUCGAUGCCACGCCGUACUUUUACUGUCUGGGGAACAUCAUCAUAAUACCAUACUCGUAUGCCCAGCUGCCGUUCUACCACUCCGAGUUGUGGCCAGCAAUGCUCUAUGGGGAUCUGGCCAACACUUUGGGCCACGAAAUGCUGCACGCCUUCGACACGGAUCUGGUGGACUACGAUGUGCAGGGCAACAUGAGGGACUACAGCGAGCAGCUCCAGCAGCAGCCGCUCUAUGUGGAGGCCGUCAAGUGCCUGAACGACAGCUCUGUGGUGCUGAACGAACGCACUUCCGAUGUCAGCGGCUCCCGCCUGGCAUUCCGCACCUACAUGAAGGACACCCAGAGCUGGCAGUCGAACGGCAGAUACUAUUUCCUGCAGUUCUCGCACUUCUUUUGCGGCGACGAGGGCGACAGAUACCACGACAUGGGCAGCACACGCCUCAACUACGCCCUGAGUCAAAUGCCAGAGUUCGCCGCGUACUUCCAUUGUGCCAGGGGCACGCCCAUGAAUUCUGCCGAGCAGUGUCAGUUUUGGUAGCCAAUCUAUAGUAUAUAUCGAUUAGUAUCUUUUUAGCAUUAAGUCUAGUGUUUAGCCGGUGUAUAGCUUUAAUUAGUUGCCCCCCUCAAUGCCCUCAACACCCUCUCAAGUAUUGUGAAUAAAUUUCCUUAUUUAGGAACCUUUAACUCUA
Messenger RNA from Drosophila persimilis, 2322 nucleotides. Its product is annotated as neprilysin-4. NCBI's taxonomy places the organism in Eukaryota, Metazoa, Arthropoda, Insecta, Diptera, Drosophilidae. The coding region runs from base 225 to 2171 and encodes 648 amino acids. Gene Ontology annotation, cellular component: plasma membrane. Gene Ontology annotation, molecular function: metalloendopeptidase activity. The transcript has a single exon. The record is from RefSeq and is a predicted model, not a curated record. Gene Ontology annotation, biological process: protein processing.